Molecule: messenger RNA, 2422 nt
Organism: Ceratotherium simum simum (southern white rhinoceros)
Lineage: Eukaryota; Metazoa; Chordata; Mammalia; Perissodactyla; Rhinocerotidae
Source: RefSeq, a predicted model, not a curated record
GUCCUACGCCUCGGGCGGGGGCGGAGGCCGCGGCGCCGGCGCGGGGAUGUCGAGGAGCUCGAAGGUGGUGCUGGGCCUCUCGGUGGUGCUGACGGCGGCCACCGUGGCCGGCGUGCAUCUGAAGCAGCGGCAGGACCAGCAGAGGCUUCGUGACGGAGUGAUCAGAGACAUUGAGAGACAAAAUCGGAAAAAAGAAAACAUUCGCCUUUUGGGAGAACAGAUUAUUUUGACUGAGCAACUUGAAGCAGAAAGAGAGAAGAUGGUAUUGGCAAAAGGAUCUCAAAAAACAUGACUUGAAAUGAAAGGGAAAAAUCGAUGGGACAGACAGCGUUAAGUGUGUGUGUGAGUGUGUUGAUGGAGAACAGCUUAGAGAAAUUUCAACCUUGUUUUUGUCACUGUCUUUUUAAACUUGAUCAAAAAAAGGACAAUGGGUCAUAUAUUUUAAAUGAUUGCUUUAAAAGUCUCCUAUAUCUGAGUAAAGAAGUGGGCAGACACUCUUCUGAAGAGUUUCCGUUUGUGUGAUCCUGAUAGAAGCCGCUUUAAGCUUGGUGUCCAGAGCUUAGGAUUGUUCCUGAGAAGCGCUUCUGCACCUGUGAGAAGGAAGGGAUGGAUAGUAACGUCCACCUGAGUGGUUUGAUAAGUCGGCACGAUGAUGAAGCCACUAGAACAUCUACCUCAGAAGGACUUGAGGAGGGUGAGGUGGAGGGGGAGACUCUGCUGAUUGUUGAGUCGGAGGACCAGGCAUCAGUGGACUUGUCUCAUGAUCAGAGUGGGGACUCCCUCAACAGUGACGAAGGAGACGUGUCGUGGAUGGAGGAACGGCUGGCCUACUUCUGUGACAAGUGCCAGAGAUGGAUACCGGCCAGUCAGCUGAGGGAACAGCUCAGUUACCUUAAGGGUGAUAAUUUUUUUAGGUUUACUUGUUCUGAUUGCUCAGAAGAUGGCAAGGAGCAGUACGAAAGGCUGAAGCUGACAUGGCAGCAAGUUGUCAUGUUGGCGAUGUACAACUUGUCUCUGGAAGGAAGUGGACGUCAAGGUUAUUUCAGAUGGAAAGAAGAUAUCUGCGCUUUUAUUGAGAAACACUGGACUUUUUUAUUAGGGAAUAGGAAAAAGACUUCGACCUGGUGGAGCACCGUGGCAGGUUGCCUCAGUGUGGGAAGUCCUAUGUACUUCCGUUCAGGUGCUCAGGAAUUCGGAGAACCAGGAUGGUGGAAACUUGUUCACAACAAGCCCCCGACAAUGAAACCUGAAGGAGAGAAGCUGUCUGCCUCUACUUUGAAAGUAAAAGCCUCAAAACCAACUUUAGAUCCCAUCAUUACUGUUGAGGGACUUAGAAAACGGGCGAGUCGGAAUCCUGUGGAAUCUGCCAUGGAAUUGAAAGAGAAGAGGUCUCGCACUCAGGAAGCGAAAGACAUUAGAAGAGCCCAGAAGGAAGCGGCUGGCUUUCUUGACAGGAGCACAUCUUCGACCCCUGUGAAGUUCAUAAGCCGAGGCCGCAGGCCAGACGUGAUUCUAGAAAAAGGAGAAGUGAUUGACUUUUCAUCCUUGAGCUCCUCUGAUCGCACCCCGCUCACGAGCCCAUCUCCUUCUCCGUCUCUGGAUUUCUCUGCCCCUGGGACCCCUGCCUCCCACUCAGCCACACCCAGCUUGCUUUCAGAAGCAGAUCUGAUUCCAGAUGUGAUGCCCCCACAAGCCUUGUUUCACGAUGAUGAUGAGAUGGAAGGCGAUGGAGUCAUAGACCCAGGGAUGGAGUAUGUUCCACCCCCUGCUGGGUCAGCAGCUUCUGGGACAGUGGUCGGGGGCAGAAAGAAGGUCAGAGCACCCGAACAGAUAAAGCAGGAGGUCGAGAGUGAGGAGGAAAAACCUGACAGGAUGGACAUUGACAGCGAAGACACGGAUUCCAACACAUCUUUGCAAACAAGGGCUCGAGAGAAGAGGAAGCCUCAACUGGACAAGGACAGGAAACCUAAAGGGCCCAAGUACACCCCUGUGAGCAUCUACGAGGAGAAGCUGCUCCUGAAGAGGCUGGAAGCUUGUCCCAGUGCUGUUGCCAUGACACCAGAAGCUCGGAGACUAAAGCGGAAAUUGAUUGUCAGACAAGCAAAAAGGGAUAGGGGAUUACCACUUUUUGACUUGGAUCAAGUUGUUAAUGCUGCUCUUCUGUUAGUUGAUGGGAUUUAUGGAGCCAAAGAAGGAGGAGUUUCCCGGCUUCCAGCUGGCCAGGCCACAUACAGAACAACCUGUCAGGACUUUAGAAUCCUUGACCGAUACCAGACGGCCUUGCCGUCCAGGAAAGGAUUUCGACACCAGACCACUAAGUUUUUGUAUCGUUUGGUGGGAUCGGAAGACAUGGCUGUGGACCAGAGUAUUGUCAGCCCUUACACUUCUCGGAUCUUAAAGCCUUACAUUAGGCGUGAUUAUG